AUGUUGCGCAUCCAAAGGCUUACCAGGUCAUCCAAUUCUGUAUUGAGCACUCGUCGACUUUAUCAUGACAAGGGCGUGUUUGGCUACCGAGUUCCAAAAGAGUACAAAAUGCCAGAUUACACCGAGAGUGAGCUCGCUAGUCGCAAAGAUGGUGGCAGUUUACUGCGUAUGGUUCAGGCCUACAGAACUCAUGGACAUCGGGGUGCUCAUCUGGAUCCCUUGGAUAUAAUGCAACGCGAAGCUGUACUUGCUUUGAAACCGGAACGGUAUGGUAUUACAGACACCAAGCAAGUUCACCCCUUGGCUGGUAUACUCCAUGUGACAGAAUCCAAGCAAGAUCCCUCGGCGAAACAAGAAGCAGACACCGAGACCAUUAUCAACCACCUGAAUUCAGUGUACUGUGGAAAUAUUGCCUAUGAGUUUAUGCAUUCUCCUUCUGCAAGUGAGAGACGUUGGUGGUAUCAUGCACUUGAAUCUUGGAAUAAGCCUCAAUUGACAGAAGACCAGAAGAAGCGAAUUCAUCAGCUUUUGACCAAGUCCGAGACAUUUGACCAUUUCUUGGCUAAGAAAUUUCCUAAUGUGAAACGCUAUGGACUUGAGGGUGGUGAAAGUAUGAUGGUAGCUCUCGAUCGACUUUUCUCGUUAUCUGCAAAAGCUGGUGUUGAGGAUGUGGUGAUAGGAAUGCCCCAUCGUGGUCGUCUCAACUUAUUGUGCGAUUUGCUGGAAUACCCACAAGCUGCCUUGUUCAGCAAGAUGAAAGGAAAUUCAGAAUUGCCCAAGGGAACCUUUGGAUCAGGGGAUGUGAUAUCUCAUUUAGUUAACAAUCCUGACUUGACAUAUGAUGGAAAACCUCUUCAUGUGUCUCUGCUUCACAACCCUUCUCAUCUUGAAGCUAUCAAUCCGGUAGCAAUGGGAAAGGCCCGUGCAAAGCAAACCGAUCUCUUGUCCAAAGCAGACGAUUCAUGUAAUCUCGGUGAUCGAGUUAUGUGCGUUCAGAUUCACGGAGAUGCAGCAUUCUCUGGACAAGGAAUCGUAACUGAGUCUCUCUGUCUUUCCAACCUGCCCCAUUACUCUUCCGGAGGGUCGAUCCACAUUGUAGUCAAUAACCAGCUAGGGUAUACUACACCUGCUCAGAACGCUCGUUCUUCAGCAUAUUGCUCAGAUAUUGGAAAAAUGAUCAAUGUUCCGGUAGUACAUGUUAAUGGUGAUCACCCUGAAGAUGUUGCACGUGCUAUGGAUGUUGUGUUUGAAUACAGAAACAAGUUUAGAAAGGACAUUAUUCUUGACUUAAUGUGCUAUCGCCGUUGGGGUCAUAAUGAACUUGAUGAGCCAGGAUUUACGCAGCCAAACAUGUACAACACUAUCCGUCACCGUACAUCUGUUCCCAAGCUGUAUGAGCAAAAACUUCUCGAUGAAAAGACAUUUGGGUCCGCGGCCGAAGCUGAAUCGGUCAGAAGCGCCCAGAUCGAAGCUCUCGAGAGCAGUCUCAAGGCCUCUGAGACAUAUGUUCCCGACGAUUCUGCUCACCUCCAGGGUAACUGGAAGUCAAUGACUCACCCGACCACAGGUAGCCAGGCCGCGGUCGAUACUGGUGUAGAUUCUGCUCUUCUAUCUGCAAUCGGGCGCCAGUCUGUCACUCCACCUAGCUCUGUAAAAGUGCACCAGCGCCUCAAGAAAUACCAUAUUGAUGCCCGUCUCAAGAAGAUCGACCAAGGAAAAGGUCUUGACUGGGCUACUGCCGAAGCAAUGGCCUUUGGCUCACUCCUCAAGGAAGGCUACGGAGUCCGCAUCUCUGGUCAGGAUGUAGGAAGAGGUACGUUCUCUCAGCGCCACGCCAUGUUUGUCUGUCAAGACACCGAAUCUGCAGUCAUUCCUUUAAAUGAAAUGGAAGCUGGACAAGGGCUCCUAGAGGUUGCAAAUAGCCCACUGUCUGAAUUUGCUGUGAUGGGAUUUGAGUAUGGAAUGUCUAUCGAAUCUCCAAAGAACCUGGUUAUUUGGGAAGCUCAAUUUGGUGACUUUUUCAACGGUGCUCAGAUUAUUCUGGAUACAUUUAUCUCAAGUGGUGAAGAAAAAUGGCUCCGACAGAGUGGCAUGGUUUUAUUAUUGCCUCAUGGCCAAGAUGGAGCUGGACCUGAGCAUUCGUCAAGCAGAAUUGAACGGUUCUUGCAGAUGAGCAAUGCUCCUUUUAAUGUAGACGAAACCUACCACUCUCCUCCAAACUGGCAUGUAGUAAAUUGUACCACACCUGGUCAAUAUUUCCACGUUCUGAGACGCCAGAUGGCCCGUAAAUUCAGAAAGCCUUUGGUAGUAAUUUCACCAAAAAGUCUUUUGAAAUCUCCGCUUGCUGUUAGUUCAUUUGAAGAUAUGGCACCUGGUACCUCAUUUAAACCUGUUCUUGAAGAUCCAACUACAAACAACCCAGAUAUGGUCGAAAAGGUUGUGUUUGUGUCCGGAAAACUAUAUUAUGAUCUUGCAAAGGAGAAAUCCGAACGAGGUCUUGAUGAGCGUGUAGCUCUGGUUCGCAUUGAGGAAUUGUGCCCGUUUCCAAGGGACCAAAUCAAACAAGAGAUUGAAAAGUAUGAGCACGCGGGAGAGUUUGUGUGGUGUCAAGAAGAACCUCAGAAUGCUGGUGCCUAUUCAUUUAUGGCUCCUCGUUUGGCACAGUUGUUACCUCAAAAGAUGAUUGGAUACGUUGGACGUAGCCCACUUUCUGCACCAGCAAUUGCCAAUGGACCUUUGUUCCGUAAACAACAGACUCAAUUGAUUCAGGAAGCCAUUGAUAUCUAG
Phycomyces blakesleeanus NRRL 1555(-) is the source of this 2787-nucleotide messenger RNA. RefSeq lists its product as hypothetical. The record is from RefSeq and is a predicted model, not a curated record. Gene Ontology annotation, biological process: tricarboxylic acid cycle. The transcript is spliced from 14 exons. Gene Ontology annotation, molecular function: oxoglutarate dehydrogenase (succinyl-transferring) activity; thiamine pyrophosphate binding. Lineage: Eukaryota; Fungi; Mucoromycota; Mucoromycetes; Mucorales; Phycomycetaceae. The coding region runs from base 1 to 2787 and encodes 928 amino acids.